AUGCGGGUGCCCUACGUUCCUGAAGAUGUACCGGUCCAAAACCAAACCGAAUCCGAGAUCCUGGCUCGAAUCGUCGAGCGUCGAGGGUCUCAUGGCUUGCUCCCUCUUGACCGAGCUCUUCUCCACUCUGUAUUUGUCGCCGACGGAUGGAACACUUUUCUCGGAUCCAUACGCACAAAGACAAGUCUACAUCCAAUCCUCAGCGAGCUUCUCAUCUGUCGAGUUGCCAUUCUGAAUAAAGCGUCCUUUGAAUGGGAUCACCAUGCUCCAAUACUUGUCGAUGCGGGGUUUCCGUCAGAUUCGCUCCAUGUGCUCAAGCUGGAUAGCUUUGAGAAUAGUGGCCCAGAGCUACAAGCCAAUCAGUUGUUAUCACCUUCGCAGGUAGCUGCACUGGCGUACGCCGACCAAAUGACACUUUCGGUCAAAGUCAGUGAUGAUGUUUUUGAGAGGCUCAAGCAGUACUACAACACGCGCGAAAUCGUGGAAAUAACAGCCACGGUCUCGGCAUAUAAUUGCGUGAGCAGGUUUCUUGUUGCUUUGGAUGUUGAUGAGAGAGCCGGAGAGGAAGAUGCAUCAAAGUAG
Molecule: messenger RNA, 582 nt
Organism: Talaromyces amestolkiae
Lineage: Eukaryota; Fungi; Ascomycota; Eurotiomycetes; Eurotiales; Trichocomaceae
Exons: 1
Coding region: 1-582 (193 amino acids)
Source: RefSeq, a predicted model, not a curated record